This is a messenger RNA of Lolium rigidum, 838 nucleotides long. Its product is annotated as 60S ribosomal protein L13a-4-like. The record is from RefSeq and is a predicted model, not a curated record. The transcript is spliced from 3 exons. The coding region runs from base 63 to 683 and encodes 206 amino acids. Gene Ontology annotation, molecular function: structural constituent of ribosome; mRNA binding. Gene Ontology annotation, cellular component: ribosome; cytosolic large ribosomal subunit. Lineage: Eukaryota; Viridiplantae; Streptophyta; Magnoliopsida; Poales; Poaceae. Gene Ontology annotation, biological process: translation; negative regulation of translation.
CUCGAGACCAACACCGGAGCCGGAGGCAGAGACGAAGGGAGAGUCGACAAGGGAAGGCAACGAUGGUGUCCGGCUCCGGUGUGUCCGCGCGCCGCGUGGUGGUGGACGCGCGUCACCACAUGCUGGGCCGCCUCGCCUCGAUCGUUGCCAAGGAGCUCCUCAACGGGCAGCGCGUGGUGGUGGUCCGGUGCGAGGAGAUCAGCAUCUCCGGCGGGCUGGUCCGGCAGAAGAUGAAGUACCUCCGUUUCCUCCGCAAGCGGAUGAACACCAAGCCCUCGCACGGGCCCAUCCACUACCGCGCCCCGUCCCGCAUCUUCUGGCGCACGGUCCGUGGCAUGAUCCCGCACAAGACCGCCCGCGGCGAGGCCGCCCUUGCCAGGCUCAAGGCCUACGAGGGUGUCCCGCCGCCGUACGACCGCACCAAGCGCAUGGUCAUCCCCGACGCCCUCAAGGUUCUGAGGCUGCAGCCGGGCCACAAGUACUGUCUUCUCGGCGAGCUCUCCAAGGAGGUCGGAUGGAACUACCACGAAACCAUCAAGGAACUUGAGGAGAAGCGGAAGGAGAAGGCUAAGGUCUCGUAUGACAGGAGGAAGCAACUGACCAAGCUACGCGUCAAGGCUGAGAAGGCUGCCGAAGAGAAGUUGGGUUCUCAGCUGGAGAUCCUGGCACCAAUCCAGUACUAGUGUGCUAUUGGAUUGCUGGACAAUGCUUGUGAUCUUUAUUAUUUACCUUAGUAGCAAUGAGAUUUCAAACUGCUGAGUACCUAUACUAUUCCAAUCUUGUAGCAAAUGAAUUGUUUGUUUUCUGGAAAUGUGAUAUUUUUGGGUUUGUUGGUCUA